Molecule: messenger RNA, 579 nt
Organism: Vicia faba (fava bean)
Lineage: Eukaryota; Viridiplantae; Streptophyta; Magnoliopsida; Fabales; Fabaceae
Source: the annotation of a GenBank genome assembly
AUGGCUUCAUCAUCAAAAACAAAAUCUAGAAACGCAGCGUUUUCAUCUCCUUCACCAAAUUUCGCUUCUUCCACAAGCUCUUCCACUUUUUUCAACAAACCACACACUCACACUCACCAUCAUCAUCAACGAUCGGCUUCACCUACACGUGUCAACCUCUCCACCGGUUCACUCUCCAACUUCCGGUUUUCCAUCGAUCAACGCUCCAUUUCUCCAAACCGAACCGUUCCAAGCCACGUCAUCAGCAAGAAGAAUCACCACCACCACCACAAUCACCCGAAGAAAACAUGCAUGUGUUCACCGACGACGCAUCCUGGUUCGUUCCGUUGCAGUCUACACAAGAACAGCGGUUCAAAUUCAAAUUCACUCCAUCACGCUGGAUCGUAUCCGUCGAAUCGGCUCAACAUGCGUAGAUCAGCGAUGAAGAAUUCACUAGUGAGAAUCGGUGGAGUUGAAGGCGAGUGGGUGAAACGCGCGUUAACCGCUUUGAUUCGUCCUUCUUCGCAUCAACAAAAGAGGAGAGACGCGUUUGAACCUAGAUCGAGUCGGUUAUCCGUCAUGUGUAAGGCUGAUGAGUGA